Calliphora vicina (urban bluebottle blowfly) is the source of this 1746-nucleotide messenger RNA. RefSeq lists its product as uncharacterized. The coding region runs from base 34 to 1515 and encodes 493 amino acids. The record is from RefSeq and is a predicted model, not a curated record. Lineage: Eukaryota; Metazoa; Arthropoda; Insecta; Diptera; Calliphoridae. The transcript has 5 exons.
CAACAUCAAACCACACACUAACUAGCAUUUCCCAUGAAACGGCGAAAGCUCUUAAUAUACUGGUCAGCCUUACAAGCCGGCAUAAGUUUGGUAGCCUUCCUCACCCUACUACUAGCUCAGCAGACAGAUGCCGCCAUUAUACCCCCACCCUGGAGUGAUCCAGAGAAAAAUCCCUGUGCUGCCAUGCCCGGUGGUUGGCAAUUGUUGUAUUGGCCGCCUUUAAAAAAAUGUUUUAAAAUCUUCACCAUUGGCUAUCCCUGUCCCGAAACAAUGGAAUUGGGUCCCACCGCCUCUAUAGGUUCAAGUAAAAAAAAACAUAUGUCUAAUGCUCCCAUUGCCGAGUGUAGAUGUCCACCGGGCACCGUGUUAAGUGCUAAAAACAACAAAUGCUAUAAAAUAUUUGAGAAGGGGCCGUGUAAUAAGGGCCAGUAUUUUAGUCCCAUAGCGGAGACUCAAUUGGGCAAUAAGAGAACCUCAAAUCGUUGGGGUGUUUGCAAAACCCCUAGAUCUUGUCCAGAUGAUAUGCUAUUUUGGCCCAAGGAUGGUAAAUGUUAUACGAAAUUAACCAAAGGACCCUGUACCAAAGGAAAGUUAGUAGUAUUAAACGAUGAAGGUUUGGCCGAAUGUCAGUGUCAUAAUUCUGGCGAAUUAAGUGCUUAUUUUUAUGAUUUAGAAGAAUCAUGCCAUGAACAUUUUACCAAAGGACCCUGUUCUACACCGGGACAUUUGUUUUUGCCUGGAGGACGCUGUGAUUGUCAUCGAUUUCUGCCGCACUAUCAUGAAGAUCAGCAAAUGUGUUAUGAAUUAAAUUCACCUGGUCCCUGUCCGCCGGGCCAUGUGUUCUUAGUGCCCGAAAAUAUUAGCUCUAGUGAUAAUGAAGCCUAUGGUUUGAUAUUUACCCGGGCCAAAUGCCAGUGUAAGGAUGGUUAUGUACCCUGGUCCGAUGGUCUAUGUUAUCGUCUUUAUACACGAGGUCCCUGUGCAGCCGAUGAAUUCCUAAUAAAUUCGACCACUUGUAUACGUAACUUUUGUGGCAAAAAUCGUUUAUAUUUUCCAGAUCAGAAGCAAUGUUAUCGCAUAGGUUCCCAGGGACCCUGUGAUCUGUAUCAGGUGGUGGUUUUCGAUUUUACCGCUCGUCCUUCGGUGGAUGGUAUUUCCUAUAAUGGCAUGUGUGGCUGUGCGGGCGUUAUAAUGAAUUUGGAUCAACAGUGUUCUACUCCCGAGGAAUCUGUAACAAAUACUUGUGAAUCUACACCGGGAAUGGUGGAGUUAGAGGGUAAUUGCUAUAAAUUAUAUAGCAGAGGUCCUUGUGGUGCGGGUCAAUGGUUGGAGCCUAUUAAAUCCCUAACCUUGGAUACAGCUAGAAGAAUACAAACAAAAGCAAAAUGUGUUUGCCGGCCAGGCUAUACGCCAGCUGAAAAGGCAGCUAAUAAUAUGACAACGGCAACGGCGGUACAACAAUGUAAUGCACCCACCGUGGGUUUAGCCAGAUGGUUUUUAGAAAUUUUCGGUUAAAACUCCGCCUCAACGCAAAUAAAAUACAAACAAAUUCGUCUCAUAAUAAGUAUAUAUUUAUGUUUUAGUCUAAUAUUUAAGUUUGAAAUUAAUCAUUUUGUUAUAAGUAAGAUUUUAUAAAGAAAAAAAAUUAUUGCUAAAUUUAAGUUUGUGCCAUUAUUAUAGAGAAAAAAGAAAUACGAAAAAAUUAAAUAAAUUAAAAAAGAUAUUUCGAAUAAUUUAAACGAGAAA